Myodes glareolus (Bank vole) is the source of this 8592-nucleotide messenger RNA. RefSeq names its product MIB E3 ubiquitin protein ligase 1 (gene Mib1). Gene Ontology annotation, cellular component: cytoplasm. NCBI's taxonomy places the organism in Eukaryota, Metazoa, Chordata, Mammalia, Rodentia, Cricetidae. The record is from RefSeq and is a predicted model, not a curated record. Gene Ontology annotation, molecular function: ubiquitin-protein transferase activity; protein binding; zinc ion binding. Gene Ontology annotation, biological process: endocytosis; protein ubiquitination; Notch signaling pathway.
GCCCCGAUGAGUAACUCCCGCAACAACCGGGUGAUGGUGGAGGGGGUCGGCGCCCGCGUAGUGCGCGGCCCAGACUGGAAGUGGGGCAAGCAGGACGGCGGCGAGGGCCAUGUGGGCACUGUGCGGAGCUUCGAGAGCCCGGAGGAGGUCGUGGUGGUGUGGGACAACGGCACAGCCGCCAACUACCGCUGCUCUGGGGCCUACGACCUGCGCAUCCUGGACAGCGCGCCGACCGGCAUCAAGCAUGAUGGAACUAUGUGUGAUACUUGCCGCCAACAACCAAUCAUUGGCAUUCGAUGGAAAUGUGCAGAGUGUACAAAUUAUGAUUUGUGCACCGUUUGUUAUCAUGGAGAUAAGCACCACUUACGGCAUCGCUUUUAUAGGAUCACUACACCCGGAAGUGAACGGGUUCUGUUAGAGUCUCGUAGAAAAUCUAAGAAGAUUACAGCCAGAGGAAUCUUUGCAGGUGCCAGAGUGGUACGAGGAGUGGACUGGCAGUGGGAAGAUCAAGAUGGGGGCAAUGGGCGUAGAGGAAAGGUAACAGAAAUCCAAGACUGGAGUGCAUCAAGCCCACACAGUGCAGCAUACGUUCUCUGGGAUAAUGGUGCUAAGAACCUUUACAGAGUUGGCUUUGAGGGCAUGUCUGAUCUGAAGUGUGUCCAGGAUGCCAAAGGAGGUUCUUUCUACAGAGAUCAUUGCCCUGUGUUAGGUGAGCAGAAUGGCAACAGGAAUCCUGGUGGAUUGCAGAUUGGUGACCUGGUAAAUAUAGACCUUGACCUAGAAAUCGUACAGUCUUUGCAGCAUGGUCACGGAGGAUGGACUGAUGGGAUGUUUGAGACUUUAACUACAACUGGAACUGUCUGUGGCAUUGAUGAAGAUCACGACAUUGUAGUGCAGUAUCCAAGUGGCAAUAGGUGGACCUUCAAUCCUGCUGUUCUCACUAAGGCAAACAUUGUCCGAAGUGGGGAUGCUGUACAGGGUGCAGAAGGAGGCAUCUCACAGUUUCAAGUGGGUGAUCUUGUGCAAGUUUGUUAUGAUCUGGAAAGAAUUAAACUUCUCCAAAGAGGACAUGGUGAAUGGGCUGAAGCAAUGCUUCCAACUUUAGGUAAAGUUGGCCGAGUACAACAGAUUUAUUCAGACAGUGAUUUAAAGGUGGAAGUUUGUGGAACUUCUUGGACAUACAAUCCUGCAGCAGUUUCCAAGGUGGCUUCUGCAGGAUCUGCCAUUAGCAAUGCAUCUGGUGAAAGACUCUCACAGCUUCUGAAGAAAUUAUUUGAAACUCAAGAAUCUGGUGACCUCAAUGAAGAACUGGUUAAGGCUGCUGCCAAUGGGGAUGUGGCUAAAGUGGAAGAUUUGCUGAAAAGACCAGAUGUGGAUGUGAAUGGGCAGUGUGCUGGCCACACAGCUAUGCAGGCUGCUAGUCAAAAUGGACAUGUUGAUAUUUUGAAGUUACUUUUGAAACAAAAUGUAGAUGUAGAAGCAGAGGAUAAGGAUGGAGAUCGAGCUGUUCACCAUGCAGCUUUUGGAGAUGAGGGUGCUGUUAUCGAAGUCCUGCACCGAGGCAGCGCCGACCUGAAUGCUCGUAAUAAGCGUAGGCAGACUCCUCUGCAUAUCGCGGUCAAUAAAGGUCAUCUUCAGGUUGUGAAGACGCUCUUGGACUUUGGCUGUCAUCCCAGUCUCCAGGAUUCUGAAGGUGACACCCCUCUCCAUGAUGCCAUAAGUAAGAAGCGGGAUGACAUCCUGGCAGUUCUUUUGGAAGCUGGAGCAGAUGUGACCAUCACAAACAACAAUGGGUUCAAUGCCCUGCAUCAUGCUGCACUGAGAGGAAAUCCCAGUGCAAUGCGUGUUUUACUCUCAAAAUUACCAAGACCAUGGAUUGUGGAUGAGAAGAAAGAUGAUGGUUAUACUGCCUUGCACCUGGCUGCUCUGAAUAAUCAUGUGGAAGUGGCUGAACUGUUGGUACAUCAGGGAAAUGCAAACCUGGAUAUCCAGAAUGUGAACCAGCAAACAGCCCUACACCUUGCUGUUGAACGGCAGCACACCCAGAUUGUUAGGCUUUUGGUCCGUGCAGGUGCUAAGCUAGACAUUCAGGAUAAGGAUGGAGAUACCCCUUUGCAUGAGGCUUUAAGGCAUCAUACUUUGUCUCAGCUACGCCAGCUACAAGACAUGCAAGAUGUGGGGAAAGUAGAUGCUGCCUGGGAGCCAUCAAAAAACACAUUAAUAAUGGGACUUGGUACCCAGGGAGCAGAAAAGAAGAGUGCAGCAUCUAUUGCCUGUUUCUUGGCAGCCAAUGGUGCCGACCUCAGCAUUCGAAAUAAGAAGGGUCAAUCUCCACUGGAUCUCUGUCCUGACCCAAGUCUCUGCAAAGCGCUGGCAAAAUGUCAUAAGGAAAAAGUCAGUGGCCAAGUUGGUUCUCGGAGUCCUUCUAUGAUUAGCAAUGAUUCUGAAACCUUAGAGGAAUGUAUGGUGUGCUCAGACAUGAAGAGAGAUACUCUUUUUGGUCCCUGUGGACACAUUGCGACUUGUUCUUUGUGUUCCCCACGUGUCAAGAAAUGCCUCAUCUGUAAAGAGCAGGUCCAGUCCAGGACAAAGAUUGAAGAAUGUGUGGUGUGCUCUGACAAGAAAGCAGCUGUUCUCUUUCAACCUUGUGGACACAUGUGUGCUUGUGAGAACUGUGCCAACCUGAUGAAAAAAUGUGUGCAGUGCCGGGCAGUGGUUGAACGAAGGGUGCCUUUCAUCAUGUGCUGUGGUGGGAAGAGUUCGGAAGACCCCUCUGAUGAUGUCUCAAGUGGAACUAUUCCAGUGCUGCAGAAGGACAAAGACAACACCAAUGUCAAUGCAGAUGUACAGAAGCUGCAGCAGCAGCUGCAGGACAUCAAGGAGCAGACAAUGUGCCCUGUGUGUCUGGAUCGUCUGAAGAACAUGAUUUUCCUCUGUGGCCAUGGAACAUGCCAGCUCUGUGGAGACCGAAUGAGUGAAUGCCCAAUUUGUCGCAAGGCAAUUGAACGGAGGAUUCUUUUAUAUUGACUAAGAGACACAGUGUGUUGUUAGUUGAAGUAUGUGAUCAUGAGAUCUUAGUAGGUUCUAAAGCUAGUGGGAAGUUUAAUAUAAUGGGCUAAUUUGAAAUUGCAUAAUUUUGUAUUAGAAUGUAAUUAGACUGUAUAUGUACCACCAUCACAACAAAAACAUCAUACAGUGUUUGAAAUUGCCGAUUAGUGUGUGUGUAUGUGUGUGUACCUGUCUAUCUGUGUUUUCCUCUUAAAUUUGGAACAUCAAAUACAUGGUAAUUCAUAAAAAAAUUUGUUUUUGGCUUCAAAGGGAAAAUCUUUUAAGGAUCUCCUUUCACAUUUGUUUUUAUUGUGUUUUUCUUUUUAAAUUUAUACAUAUACUAAACCUUAAAAGAGACAAGAUCAAUAUUCCUUCAGGAUUUUGUUUGUCAUGAUUUCACAUGGUGAAAUGACACAGCUAUUCCAAAAAGUAAGGUGAGUGGGCAAGUAAAACUAUGUCAUAUGUGUUAAAUAAUAAAAGUAUAACAGAGAUGCCACGUGACUGAGGAUUUCAAAAUAGUUAGAAAUUACCCAAGGGAUAGCUUUAGAAGUAAGUAACCGGAAGUAUGUGCUAAGAGAAUGAUGACUUUACCUUAUUUUCUAGAAUAAAAAGGAAAAUUAACUAGAUUAAAUAAAUAACCAGUUUCAAAAUCAGCAGUAGACAUGAAAAGGAAAAACAAAGUUCUAGCAAGAAUCGAAGGCUGGUACAGAAUGAUGCAAGCACACAUCCUGCCUGAUCGUGACCACUGCACUCCUUGUAUUAGCUUGUCACUAUUUAGACCAGCCAUUUGCAGAAAAAAAGCCUAUGAGAAAGUAAUUUUCAUUUUCCCUGACAACUGACCCGGGCUUGAUCUAAUCAGGGCACACACACUGUUUGUGCCUCUGAGAUCUGCUCAGCAGGCCGAUGAAUUGUUAGAGACAACAAUCUUUUCUUCUGUGCCUGUUAUUCUGACAGUGUUAGGAUUCUAUCUUCAUCAAAAGCCUUACUUCUACUCUUCUACUCUCUCAGUAAUUUUUGCUAUAAAGAACAUAGUUUUUCUUUAUACCUGCAGAUGAAUAUUCUUUAAACUGCCAACAAUAACUAAGAUACAAUAAAUAGCUUAAUAUCAGAUACUUAGAAAAGGGUGUAGGGGCAUUUAUGGAAAAGCAUGUGAAUACAUGUAGAUUUGGUAGGGGGAAUUAAACAUUUUAUCUCCUUUAAUGAGUAAUUUUUGUAUCUAGCUUAAAUAUAUGAGUGUUUCAAGAUUCCUUACUGCUAGAUUAUAAAAAAAAAAACCAGCUGUUUACAGUAGUGUCUACUAUAGACUAGUGCAUAAGUAUAUAUUCUUUUAGUGUUCUUUGGGGAUAGAUUUUUCUCACAUUUGAGUCUGGCUAGCUUAAUUCUAUUUAUCUGCUGUAGCAACUAAAUGUGGGCAAGCAGAGUGUCCAGCCUGGUUGCAUUUUGUUGCUGGUGGUUUACCUGCCACUGCCUUUGCCAGGCCUCAUGGUGUGCUGGCUGUGUUGCAGACCCAACAGUCCCAUACUGUGUUUAGCUGAGGAACUGCUAUAUUUUUCUCUUUUGUUUUUGAGAUAGUGUCUCACUAUGUAUUCCAAGUUGGCCUGGAACUUACUGUGUAGCUCAGGCUGGCCCCAAUCUCAUGAUCUUCCUGCCUCUGCCUUCCAGUUGUGGGAUUAUAGGAUGGGGACCCCACCAUGUCCAACAACUGUUAAUCAUUUUGGACAGUACACCUUUUGUUAGUUUCAAAUUAGGAAUGUUUUGUUGUGACUCUAUUUAGCUACAUAGUUGAGAACCAAUGAGGUCAUUUUCUAAGUAUAAUUUGAAGUUAAGAAAAGAUAAUCUGAUGAUGCAAUGUUUACAUUCAGAGACAGAUUGUCUUCAUGCAGACUUGGAAAUAGCAGAAGUGAGGAUCUUUUCUUCCUUGCCAUAGGCUUCCCAUUGGAUAAUGAAGGAUGGCUGCUGCACACAGUCUGCCAAUCCAAGAACCUGUGGGCCACAGCUGCAUCUCAUUUAAGUCCUUUUCUUCUGUCCCUUGAGCUGCAGUGCUAAAGCUUGUGUUUGUAAGGGGGUAGGCCUUCCUGCUAGCUCCUAGCUGUCUCCUCCAUGGUAGAGCACAACACACUAACUUCUAUGAGAGAAGCCAUAAAAGUCUCUAGUGUUGGGACCUUUGGAUUUCUCUUCGUCACUUGGCUGUUUAUUUUACGAAUAGAAGAUGUUCUUCUAUUCAUGUCUUCGGGCACCUAAAAUUAUUGUAAAUUUGCUUGGAUUUGCAAGAACAAGGACUAAAUCAUGCCAGUGACUUCUCCUCAAUCUCUGAAACUGCUACCUACCUCUUAGUCUCUUCAUAGUACUUGGCCCAUUGGGUGUCUCUUCUUCUUGUUACUCAGCCCUCUCUCCCUGUGCCUCAGAGCAACUCUGACUUCCCUUUUGCAAUGACAUGCAUUCUUUUUUUUUUUUUUUUAAGCAUUGGGCUUUAGGGCCUUGAUAGGAAAAAACGUCAGUGUCUUAGCACACUCAGAGUUCACACUGCAGUUGUUUGUGUUGUUUGUGGACAGAACCAGGGUCCUGAGGCACCGUUCCUACUGUAGUUCCUACAGUAGUGUUCCUACUGGUGUUUCAAGGGAAGCAGUGUUGGGAAUCCUUUUCUGUACUCCCUUGCCCCACCACAUUUUCACCUUUCUUCAGCUCAGACUUCUUCACUCUGAAUACAUACAGCUUACCAGAUGGUGCUAGCAGAGUUGCACUUAUUCACAUAGUUUAACAUCUUAUCUGUGCUGUAUACAUACAUAAUUUUAUUGGGAGCAAGGUUUUCAAGAGAGAUAGUUUUUUAUUAGUAUAAGAGUAUUAAACUAGGCAAAUGUUUAGUUGCCUGAAUUAUGCUUAAGGUAUUUGUAAUUUAAUAAUGGCAAAUUAACCGGAAGUCUACUGAAACAUAAAAUUAACUGGAAAUAACUUCCUAAAUUUAUAUUUUUGCUGAUUUUAGUCUGCAAUAGCAUUUUAUUUUAGAAUGCUGAAAUGCAUGCUGCUUAAAAUUUGUCUAAUUCAAAACUCAAACCUUGCUGGGUCAUUUUUACACAUGGGAACAUCUUGGCUAGUCAUAUGUUUCCUGAUGGAUGUUCUUUGUUUAUUUUGUAUUCUGGACACUUUUGAACUAGGCAUAGUUAAACUUGUGACUAAGACAGAGCUGGGUGGAGCAAAGCUGGUUUGGUACUGCAAAUAGGAAACAAAUAGUAACCACAGAGAAAAGGAAUAUCAUGUGCGAUUUACUUCAGCCUUGGUGGAGAGGGCAUAUUUAACUGAAACAUAAAAGGCAUCUAUUAGGUCAGAUUUCAUGCGUCUUGACAGUUGUUUUGUAAAUUACAGAUUUUAAUACAGCUUGCUUUUUUAAGGUCUAAAAACAUUUAUCCUUUUAAAGUGUCUGAAAUGUUUAUAGUAGUAAUUUGUAUUAAAAACUGACUCACAUGAUACUUGUUUGGGAUUUUUUUAAAUUGCAGUAAGAACCACAUAUAUAGUUUGUUGUCCUGCCCGCUUCUAAAUGUGCAGUGCAGUGGGUGUCACUUCCACUCGCUCGGCUGGGAAACAGGUGUGGACCUUUAUCCUGCACAGUUGAAAUGCCACACAUCAUAUACUCCCUUCCUUUUUUUCUUUUUGCAGUAGGGUUCUGAGUACAUAGAAAGCUAGCAUUCAAGUGACUGAGUAGAAUUGCUUGUGUUUGCAAGAUCUAAACUUAGGUAGAUAUCAGGUUUCUGAAAUUUGAGGGAAGGGCGUCUCUCCCCUGCUGUAAUUGUUACUUCUACAUGUACGUUAAUUGAAAGUGUUUAUAAUUUUAUUUUGAGCCAGAGGGGGCAAAAUACAUUUAGAUAUGAGAAAUAAGUUAGCUUUGGUUUUGUACUAAAUUGGGAAGAAAAUAGAUUUUCAUAAGUAAUUUGUGCCUUGUUGUAAGUGUCACUCGUCAUUGAGUCUUACCUGUCACAGUUUCGGAAUACAUUUUUCUUUCAAAAUGUCGCUUAAUUUAACUUGUUUGACUGUCACAUAGGAAUGCUUACUUACAUUACUUGGCAAUCGUAUAAUACCUUUUGACUUUAACACACACACACACAAUUGCAGUAUUGAUAAUUACAGUUGUAUGUCUUUAAACAUUAAAUGUGAGGAAGCUGUUUAAUGUCUCAUGCAUAUGUUGCUUUACUGCAAUGAAGAAGAACUCCUUUGCUUCAGUGGCUGAUUUAGUAGCUAGUAGUGGGGUCAAAUCACAGCAUAAAAAUAUGAGUGGAUAGUUAAUAAAGUUAAGUUGCUAUUUUGACAUUUUCUACCUCCUUUUCUAUCAGAAUAUUGCCCCCAACCCCAGCAUCUCAUCUUGUUUGUGGGUAAAAUGGAAGUAACCUGAGUUUAAAAUUAGAUUUUCUGUUUUUGAGAACUUAAGCAAUAGGUACAGGAAAAGGGACCUGUCGCAUUAAUUUGGUGCCUGAAUCUAAAAGUAUGAAUUGAUGUGUGCAAACUGUCUAAGAAGGUUAAUAGUGCUGAGUUAUUUGAAUUGUCCUAUAUAGUUCUCUGGCUUUUAUCUCAUAAACAUGGCUUCUUUCCUCAAAAGCAAAGUGGUCUUCUAAUUUUUUAUGAAAUAAGCAAAUAUGCCAUUUUGUCUUGAGUAUACAGUUUCAGGAAGCUACUGAAAGUUCUGACUCAGGGCUUUUUAACAGUUUAAGCAAUUAUUAAUAUAUUUUGGAAACUCCAUCUGCAUAAUUCGUCAGUGCCUUGAAAGAAUUACUAACUUGGCAACACUUAAAACCUUGUAGUAGGCAACUUUUAGUGCACUGGGCCAUGAUAUGGAUGUUCCUAAUCAUAGAGCUUAACACGUGUGACAGCGGCUCUGCAUGUGCACAUGAUACGCACGUUCUUGUCAUAUGGCCAAGUGUGUGCGGCAAUGGCUCUGCUUGUGUGCUGUGCUGGGUUUGCGUAAUUCUUUAAGGGAAGUGUUCUACAUUUGCACUUGAUAUCUGGUUUUUGCUUCUGUUUUUUAAAAAACUGAUUAUUCAAGGCCGUGGCACUGUUUUAAAAAAUAGUGUUUGCUAUGAGUAUGCAAAGUCACCUUAAAUAACUGUUGGGGAAAGGGAAGAACACACACACUUGGUGUCUGGUACAAAAAGAGGGUGAGUCUGGGAAGCAGAUCAUCUUCCUCUCAAGUGGAAACCAGACCAGGCGAAACCCUUUGUUUAGUGGUUCAAGUAAAAACAUUAGUGAAAAGAAAAUCAUGAAUUGCAUGUCAUUCUUAAUGCUGAUAUGUAGACUAAAUGCACGUUUUUCUGUCUCCUUCAGUAUAUGUCUGCCAUUCCAAAUACAGUAUAUUCAAAAAGGAGAAAGCAGGUUGACUCAGAAGUGUUUUACUUUUUAUUUUUUCCAGUUCUUCUUAGCUUUCAAUGUUGGAAUAAAUUUAAAUCUUGUUUAUGGAUAAAAUUUCUGUAUGGAAAAUUAUUCUUGCUUAGUUUUGUUUAAAAAGUGCUUAGUAGUAACUAAGCUUUUUAAAAUAAAUGCAAACAUUUACCAUUAAUAAAA